AGUUGUGUUCAUGUUGCGAGGGGAGUAGUUUUGUUUGAAAUAAAGUAUUUUCUACUACUUUUCCAAAUGUAACGCUACUUCAACUUACAAGUGAAUUUAUAAUAUUAAGUAUUAUUGUGUAUUUGCCGUACUGCUGUGCUAGGAUUCGAGUGUGUCAUGGCGGUUUCUAGUUUUCAAAAGAAAACAAAGCAUGGAAUACCUAAGAUUUCAGGCACAAGGCCUUCACUUCGUAAUUCUCAACUGCUGAUCUCAACUGGUGUUCCCUCGCUUGAUUACUUUAUAGGAGGAGGUCUUGCAGUUGGAACUGUAAUGUUGAUAGAAGAAGAUGUCUUUGGAGCAUAUGCAAGGAUACUGUUGAAGUAUUUCAUAUCUGAAGGAAUAGUUUGUGGUCAUUCUCUUUUUUUGUCAGGAGGAGAUGUUUCACCAACCCAGAUCUUGCAGGGGCUUCCAGCACCCAUCUCUGAUAAUUCAGCCCACAGGAAAUCUGAACCAGAGUCACGACAGGUUGGUGCAGAACCUAUGAAGAUAGCAUGGAGAUAUACAGAUCUUCCAGUUGUUCAGCCUGCUCCUGCUGUCCACCAGUUUGGACAUUACUAUGAUGUCAGCCUGGUCAUGGACAGUAAAUUAAUGCAGCAGUGUGACAUAGAAACCUAUGAUAUUUGUGAGGGAAGCACGGAGUCUCCUCAGCAGUUCAGUGGUACACUUCUUCCCCAGCCAUAUCAAAUGGUUCUCUAUAAGAUCUGGAGAAGACUGAAGAAGGGAAAUUUUUUGACAUCAUCAAACCCAGCUCAACCAAACAUUCUGAGGAUUGGCAUUCACUCUUUGGGAUCACCCUUAUGGAGAACUAUUAGUGAUUCAGAAAGAUCCAGUUCUUCAGACAGUCCUAUGUUUAAGUUUCUGCAUCUUCUACGGGCUCUUCUGAGGUCAGCAUAUGCAGUGUGUGUGGUUACUGUGCCGUUACAUCUUAUUCAGGACGUGGAGCGACUAAGAUUUGAGUCAGACACCGUGGUUAAAUUAGAAUCUUUUGCUGGAUCAGACAAAGAGAUGAACCCUGUAUUUAAAGAUUAUCAUGGACUUUUUCAUAUCGUGAAACUCCCACGGUUAAAUUCUCUGACUUCAUUUAUUCCAGAGACUAAAGAUCUUUGUUUCCAACUUAAAAAGAAAAAGUUUGCUAUUGAGAAACUUCAUAUUCCACCUGACCUCUCUGAAACUGCUAGCAGAACCAAUAAAGAUCCAGUAGUGGACAAAAUAUCUCAUAAGUUAAUUGGCUGUAGUUCUGCUACUAAGAUUGAGAUUGACUUCUAAACAUGUUUGAAGUUUAUGUAAAUAUUGUGAAAUAAAAUUUUGAAAAACAAUCA
Limulus polyphemus (Atlantic horseshoe crab) is the source of this 1358-nucleotide messenger RNA. RefSeq names its product elongator complex protein 4-like (gene Elp4). The record is from RefSeq and is a predicted model, not a curated record. Gene Ontology annotation, cellular component: transcription elongation factor complex; elongator holoenzyme complex; cytoplasm. Gene Ontology annotation, biological process: tRNA wobble uridine modification. The transcript has 8 exons. Bases 157 to 1305 code for a protein of 382 amino acids. Lineage: Eukaryota; Metazoa; Arthropoda; Merostomata; Xiphosura; Limulidae.